GGGGCUGAGGACGCCGCUGCUGCUCAAAGUGGCGGAGCGCGGCGGCGGGAGGCAGGUGCACAGCACCGCCGGUGGGGGUGCCUCAACUUCCGCGGGCGUUUAAAUAGCAGCCGGGCUCCCCUCCCACCGGUAAUAGGUGACCUGGCGCUCGCGGGCGGCGGGGGAAGGGACUGGGUACGCCGGGGCACGAGCCUACGCGGCACGUGGGCAGGUGCUGGUUGGCCCCAGGGCCAACUUUUGCAGCCCGCCCUCCCGCGCAGGCAAGAGGUGGCCGGCGCAGAGACGGGGCCGGGCGGCGGCCCCAAGGCGGUUCCUUGUCGCUGCCCGAGCGUCGCCUAACGGUCCCAGGCGCUUCGGGUCCGCGCGGGGGUGGCCCGGCCCCGUCCCCACGCCGGAGUCCCGCACAAAGCCCGCGGCGCGGGGUGGCCGCCGCCCGUCGCCGUCCCUGUUCCCGCGUCGCGGCGGCCGCAGGCGUUUGUUUGUUGCUUGCGCGCCGCCCUGCGCGCCGGAUGGCUUCCUGUGACAGAGGCUGCCUGCUGUCUCCCGGGGAGAUCAUGAAACGAGGUCGCCUUCCCAGCAGCAGUGAGGAUUCUGACGACAAUGGCAGCUUGUCAACGACAUGGUCCCAGCAUUCUCGAUCCCAGCAUGGGAGGAGUAGUACCUGCUCUAGACCUGAAGAUCGAAAGCCUUCUGAGGUGUUUAGGACCGACCUGAUCACUGCCAUGAAGUUGCAUGACUCCUACCAGCUGAACCCGGAUGACUACUACGUGCUGGCUGAUCCCUGGAGACAGGAGUGGGAGAAAGGGGUCCAGGUGCCUGUGAGCCCAGGGACCAUCCCACAGCCUGUGGCCAGGGUUGUGUCUGAAGAGAAGUCUCUCAUGUUCAUCAGGCCCAAGAAGUACAUCGCGUCGUCCGGCUCUGAGCCCCCAGCGUUAGGCUACGUCGAUAUCCGGACUCUGGCAGACAGUGUGUGUCGGUAUGACCUCAAUGAUAUGGAUGCUGCGUGGCUGGAAGUAACCAAUGAAGAAUUUAAGGAGAUGGGGAUGCCGGAGCUGGACGAGUACACCAUGGAAAGGGUCUUGGAGGAAUUCGAACAGCGAUGCUAUGACAAUAUGAAUCAUGCCAUAGAGACAGAAGAGGGCUUGGGGAUUGAAUACGACGAAGACGUUGUCUGCGAUGUCUGCCAGUCACCUGAUGGCGAGGACGGCAACGAGAUGGUGUUCUGUGACAAGUGUAACAUCUGUGUGCACCAGGCUUGCUAUGGGAUCCUCAAGGUGCCAGAGGGCAGUUGGCUAUGUCGUACAUGUGCCCUGGGAGUUCAGCCAAAAUGUUUGCUGUGUCCCAAGAAAGGCGGAGCUAUGAAGCCGACCCGCAGCGGAACCAAGUGGGUCCACGUCAGCUGUGCCCUGUGGAUCCCUGAGGUAAGCAUUGGCAGCCCUGAGAAGAUGGAGCCCAUCACAAAAGUGUCUCACAUUCCCAGCAGCCGGUGGGCGCUUGUGUGCAGCCUCUGCAAUGAGAAAUUCGGGGCCUCCAUACAGUGCUCUGUGAAGAACUGCCGGACAGCCUUCCACGUGACUUGUGCUUUUGACCGUGGCCUGGAGAUGAAGACCAUAUUGGCAGAGAAUGAUGAAGUCAAAUUCAAGUCCUACUGCCCAAAGCACAGCUCACACAGGAAACCCGAGGAGGGCCUGGGUGAAGGAGCAGCCCAGGAGAAUGGGGCCCCUGAGAGUUCUCCCCAGAGCCCUCUGGAGCCCUAUGGUAGUCUGGAGCCGAAUCGAGAGGAGGCCCACCGGGUGAGUGUUCGCAAGCAGAAGCUACAGCAGCUGGAGGAUGAGUUCUACACCUUUGUCAACCUGCUGGAUGUGGCCAGGGCGCUGCGGCUGCCUGAGGAAGUGGUGGAUUUCCUGUACCAGUACUGGAAGUUGAAGAGGAAGAUCAACUUCAACAAGCCCCUCAUCACCCCAAAGAAAGACGAAGAGGACAAUCUAGCCAAGCGGGAGCAGGAUGUCUUGUUUAGGAGGCUGCAGCUGUUCACGCACCUGCGGCAGGACCUGGAGAGGGUUCGGAACCUCACUUACAUGGUGACCCGCAGGGAAAAGAUUAAACGGUCUGUGUGCAAAGUCCAGGAACAAAUUUUCACUCAGUACACUAAGCUCUUGGAGCAAGAAAAAGUUUCAGGUGUGCCUUCUUCCUGCUCCUCCGCACUGGAGAACAUGCUUUUUUUCAACAGUCCUUCUGUGGGCCCCAAUGCUCCCAAGAUAGAGGACUUGAAAUGGCAUUCUGCAUUCUUCAGGAAACAAAUGGGCACUUCCUUGGUUCAUCCACUGAAAAAGUCCCAUAAACGAGAUGCAGUGCAGAAUAGUUCUGGGACCGAGGGCAAGACCUCGCAUAAGCAGCCAGGUCUUUGUGGUAGAAGGGAGGGGCUGGAGGUCUCAGAAAGCUUGCUGAGCUUAGAAAAGACUUUUGCAGAAGCACGUCUCCUAUCAUCAGCACAACAGAAAAAUGGUGUGGUGACCCCAGACCAUGGGAAAAGAAGAGACAAUCGUUUUCAUUGUGAUCUCGUUAAAGGAGACUUAAAGGACAAAUCUUUUAAGCAGAGUCACAAGCCUCUCAGGUCCACAGACACAUCCCAGAGGCAUCUGGACAACACAAGAGCUGCCACCUCCCCUGGAGUAGGGCAGUCAGCACCUGGCACCAGGAAGGAGAUUGUGCCCAAGUGCAAUGGCUCCCUAGUCAAAGUGCCUAUAACACCUGCCAGCCCAGUGAAAAGCUGGGGAGGAUUCCGGAUUCCAAAGAAGGGGGAGCGGCAGCAGCAAGGAGAAGCCCAUGAUGGGGCCUGCCACCAGCACUCAGACUGCUCCCAUCUGGGUGUAAGCCGAGCUCCAGCCAAGGAGAGAGCGAAGAGCAGGUUAAGAGCUGACAGUGAGAAUGAUGGGUACGCCCCUGAUGGGGAAAUGAGUGACUCAGAGAGCGAGGCAUCAGAGAAGAAAUGUAUCCAUGCCAGCAGCACCAUCAGCAGGAGGACAGAUAUCAUCAGGCGAAGCAUCUUGGCCUCUUGAUGAAACAGCCGGUGUGGAAGCACAUGGCUUGUUGCCGUGUGCUGAGGAGAGCUCUGAUAAUAGGGGCAAGCAAAUACCCAUUGUUUCUGAGCUACAGACAUACUUCCUUGCAAUUCAGAUUGAAUUUUUUUCCAGAGUCAUUUAUAAAUCAUUGUGAGAAGUUUGUGUUAUUUGCAACUUGUUGAGGAAACAGAAGAGUAGACUGUAACCAUAAGACACUAAGAUUAGAACCUGAACUAAACACUAUAAAAAAAAAACCAACAAAUGAAGUAACUUUGCAGAGGGCCAGGCUUGAAUAGCACCAUGUAUUAUUGCCCUCUACAUUCUCCCCAAAGCACAAACUCUUGAAUACUCACUCUUACAGAAUCAUAGAAUUCUGUGUGGUGAACAAGUCCUAUUUCUAGAAGCCCUCAUGUACCAUUUAUAGCCCACAAAGCUUAUUUUCUAGGAAUGGUAAAUGCUGACGGCAUUUGGCUCCCAGGCUGUGUGGUAUGAGGAGCUGAGGUUCUGAAGCUUCACAACACUGGGAUCUUGCACAUGUGGCAUCCAGGGGAAGAGUUUACACAACAGGCAUUGCUGGAAGGCUGCAGGGACAGAGCAGAGCUGCUGCACUGAGAUUUGGGGCCCGUGUAGCAAGGUCCCGAAGCCCUGAGUGGGCUGUGGACACAGGACGGGUGGAGGAAAAGUUGUCCAGAAACUUCUGUGAGACAGGGCAGCUGAGGCCCAGGUGUUACUAGUCCGCUUGACCUUCCUCUUUCCUAACUGCUGGCCUUUGGAUCCAAAUGGGAUUUCCCUGGCUACUGCCAGUACUUGGCCAUCUGGCUUCCAAUAAUACAAUGGUUAUUCAAGUUCAAGUGAUGAACUUCUGGUGACUCUCACUCUACAGAGUCAACCACUAGUGCAUAUUUGGGAAAUCCAGGCUUCCACCAUGAGUGGAUUCCUUAAGCAAAAAGGAAAACAAAAAGCAAAAUAGGUUAUAUUUUAAAAUAUAGAAAGGCAAUAAGUUGCAUCAAGGUUAUACAGGAAAGAAUUCAAAGUGUAUCCUUGAAUAGGUUUCUGGAGUUGGAGUUCUAAACUCUGAUUUGUAACUUGGACUUUCGAAUUGCAAAUGGCAAUAACUAGUAAGUUAUCAGCAAUAAUAAAUUUAGCAUUAAAUUUGAGUAUAAUGUUCUGUUUUUGCACUCCUCAUAUAGUGCAUAUGUAUUCAGACAAGUGGAUAGUGUUAAAGUCCUGUUAUUUUCUUUGGAAUUCAAUGUAGUUGUGAAUCAAAAUUAAGAGAAGGGAAGUUUCAUUAGCAAUGAGAUUUAGAAUUAAGGGCAUUUGGAAUAAGCCCAGUUUCCCCUAAAUUACCCUUAGUUUAUUAAUAUCAAUGUUCAGAUUCCUGACUCAUUUAUACAUCUGUUUCCAUGUGGCAGGGACAUUCUGAUAUUUAAUGAGCAAUGCUUUGAGUUUGUAGAAGCUUUCAAGUCUUCCAGAUGAUUGUCAACAACAGAAAAGGCUUAUUGAAUUCCAUCUUGCUAUGCAAGUUUUAUCAGAUGAUCAAAUGACAGAUCUGAUGCAUCUCAUCGUAUGUAUGACAUUUUCAAACUAAGUCUUAACUUCUCAAGUACAUUGUAGUAGCUAAUUCAGGGGAGGGGAAAGGAUGACCCAGGUUUUAGAUUGACUAUUUUUUGAGCUAUGGAGCUCCUUUGAGACUGCUGUCCAGAUCAGCUCGUUGCUACUGGUAUUCGAAGAUUCUCAGGAGUCCAAGUUGUACUUUUGCUUGUAGCCUAAUUUAAAAAUGAGAUGUUUUGCAUCUGAGCAAAAACCUUUUGCUGGAUACAGGAAAAGGCUGGACUCUGAUCUAGUUAUCUUUUGAUUACAGCAACAGCUCUGGGUGAGAAUAGAAUUUAUAGAGGAAUAAUCUGUGAAGCCAUAGAAAGAAACCCUAAAUUAAUCUAGUGAGUAUAUGGCCUCUCACCAUUUUAGGAGGCACCAGAUUCAUUUGCACUAUUAGGAAUGCUAGUUUUGUGCAAAAAUAAAUGCCUUACCUGUUUCCCCCCACAUUUAGGUUGAAAAGCUUUCAAAUGUUCCAAGUUAUGCUGAACCAAAAACAAAUAAAACAAAAUGAAAAAAAAAAAAAAAAAUAAUAAUAAAAAAUUUCCCCCACAAAAACAUAACAAAAAAAAAAAAAGCCCACACGUUUAAUUACUGCUUUGAAAUGCAAUGGUAUAGAGCACGGUUUCUGACAGUGUAAUGAUAGCUUUGUAAGUUAGUUCAUGUCAUGCUGGGAACUCUGUAUGAGGCGGCCACAGGCAGCAGCAGCCCACCUACCUACCCACUUGCAUUCUAUUAGUAUUGAGCUUUUUUGUUUGUUUGUUUGUUCUUUUGAAUCUUCCUUGUGCAUCCUGACCAAGAAAUAUCUUUGAUUAUGAUCAAUGUAUUAUGUCAAAAUGUAGGCUAGUUGAACUUUUGUAAAGUUGCCUGGAAUGUCAUUUGUUAGGUUAUAAACACAAAAUUUAAAUGAAGGGUUUUAUGUGUUGUGUACAAAUCUUAAUUAUUUUAAAAUGGACAGACUUGUCAUUACAUUUGUAACCUUGUACAGAGGAUUUUUCACUAUGUGCCUAGCUUGGUGUCCAUUCAACUAAAAUUGAAAAAAAAAAGGUGCAUGAAGAGUUAAAAUCAGAAGUUAAACAAAGUCUAUGUAGAGAUGACUAUUUUAUAUUACAUGGCCCAAUCCUGUAUUUAUUUCUACCCCCUUUUUGAAAGUAUUUAUAAAACUAGUUGAAGACAGCUGUAUUUUUUUGUUGAACUAUUUAGUAGAAUUUGUGCCUUUUUGUCUGUAUGUGAAUAAAUGCUGUACAUUUUGCAAUACA
Messenger RNA from Mus musculus (house mouse), 5914 nucleotides. RefSeq names its product jade family PHD finger 1 (gene Jade1). Bases 510 to 3059 code for a protein of 849 amino acids. The record is from RefSeq and is a predicted model, not a curated record. Gene Ontology annotation, molecular function: histone H3K14 acetyltransferase activity; histone H4K8 acetyltransferase activity; histone H4K12 acetyltransferase activity. Gene Ontology annotation, cellular component: nuclear speck; cytoplasm; histone acetyltransferase complex. Gene Ontology annotation, biological process: regulation of DNA replication; regulation of DNA biosynthetic process; regulation of cell cycle. NCBI's taxonomy places the organism in Eukaryota, Metazoa, Chordata, Mammalia, Rodentia, Muridae. The transcript has 11 exons.